UCGGAAUCGCCACGAGCCCACGAGCCAGAAAAAAAGGAAAAAAAGAGAGUCGUAGUUCGCCUCUUCUUCCUCCUCUCGUUCUCGCGGCGGCGGCGGAGAUGGCGUCGUUCUCGGAGGCUCCCCCGGGCAACCCCAAGGCCGGCGAGAAGAUCUUCAAGACCAAGUGCGCCCAGUGCCACACCGUCGACAAGGGCGCCGGCCACAAGCAAGGUCCAAACUUGAAUGGUCUGUUUGGAAGGCAGUCAGGUACCACCCCUGGUUAUUCCUACUCUACGGCCAACAAGAACAUGGCUGUGAUCUGGGAGGAGAACACACUUUAUGACUACCUGCUUAAUCCUAAGAAGUACAUCCCUGGAACCAAGAUGGUCUUCCCUGGGUUGAAGAAGCCACAGGAGCGUGCUGAUCUUAUUUCCUACCUGAAGGAAGCAACCUCUUAAAAGGAGUGGAGCUGUCGUAACAUGAGACAAUCGGACAAUUCAUUCUACAGUUAAAUAAAAAUAUUUAGACAUCUGGGUCGCUCUGGUUUUACAGGGUGCAAUCCACGAGACAAUUAUCUUGUUAUAUUUUGUUCUUAUGGUUUAUGGGUUCCAUAUCUUAGGUUUAGCAGGAAAAGUCUUUCACAGCUUUUGCUUUAACUGCUGGAAAACACCAGUAUUUUGAUCACCAGUCGGUGAGACUGGAUUGCAUCCCUUUUGGAAAAAUACUGAGAUCCUUAAAUUUGUGAUAUUUUGAUCCAUUGCAUUUGCUACGGUUAGUUCUC
Oryza sativa Japonica Group (Japanese rice) is the source of this 760-nucleotide messenger RNA. Lineage: Eukaryota; Viridiplantae; Streptophyta; Magnoliopsida; Poales; Poaceae. The record is from RefSeq and is a predicted model, not a curated record.